Molecule: messenger RNA, 741 nt
Organism: Besnoitia besnoiti
Lineage: Eukaryota; Apicomplexa; Conoidasida; Eucoccidiorida; Sarcocystidae
Exons: 2
Coding region: 1-741 (246 amino acids)
Source: RefSeq, a predicted model, not a curated record
AUGUUUUGCUCCACUUCGACAGUUGCCAGUCGCCACGCGAACGGUGGGCGCACGUCUCGCUUGGGGGCCGAAGAGGGAUACGACUAUGAGAUCGUCAAGAGCGCGCCGCGCCCUCAGAUGAGGGAGUACGCGAAGAAGGUUCUGAAGAAGUUCGAAGGCGGGUCCUCAGGCAGCGACGGCAAGAAGGGCAAGAAGAAGAAGACCAAGAAGAAGAAGAGCUCCCACAGCAGCAGUGACGAGAGCAGCAGCAGCUCGUCCGGCAGCGAGAGCGAGAGUGAAGAAGAGGAGGAAGGCGUUCCCUUCUUCAUGAUGGACUCUACCAUCCGCGCCGCCUUCGAGGAGCGGAAGCGGAAGCGACGCGAGGCGCGUAAACUCGCCAAGAAAGAAAAGAAGAAGGAGAAGAAACGGCUGAAGCGCGAAAAACGCCGCGCCGAGAAAGAGCGGAAGAAGGAGGCUAAAAAAGCGAAGAAAGAGAAGAAACGGAGGCAAAGAGCCUCCGAGUCCCCAGAUUCAAGCGACGACGAACACAGACACGCAAAGAAGCGAUCCAAGACUUCGGAAGACUCGUCUUCCAGUCAGAGUGAACGAGACGACGAAGACAGUCAUAUGCGGAGACGGAAAGAAGAAAAUUCGCAUUUCGAGUCGCGAAGCAAAUCCUCCGCAAGGCGGAGGGACUCUGACAGUGACGACUCUGACGAACGGAACGGCGCGAGCAAAAAGAAGCGGAAGACGGAGAAAUGA